Cyanistes caeruleus (blue tit) is the source of this 1702-nucleotide messenger RNA. It is a transcript of the gene HOPX, whose product is annotated as HOP homeobox. Gene Ontology annotation, biological process: cell differentiation; regulation of transcription by RNA polymerase II. Gene Ontology annotation, molecular function: DNA binding. Lineage: Eukaryota; Metazoa; Chordata; Aves; Passeriformes; Paridae. Gene Ontology annotation, cellular component: nucleus. The record is from RefSeq and is a predicted model, not a curated record.
GGGCCACCGGGAGCCCGCGGCGAGCACAACCACGCGCGGAGCCCUGCCAAAGGCAGCCCGUGCCAAACCUGAAUUACCAGCCCAGAGAGUGGCUGUGGAUCCCGGGAGCUCCUGUGAUUUGCGGCAGGUUUUUCAGGUCCCCGCCUGUCAAACACACACGCAGAUACUUAAGCAGUCACCCAAGGACCUGCGGGGUUCUUGUUUUACACGCUUCUGGUCCCUGCCAGCUCCAGUGCCUGGCCCCAUAGCCCUGCCCCAGGAGGAGAUGGCCAUGGAAAAUCCAGUGAUUCCCACUGAGGAGCAGCUGGAGAUCCUGGAGUACCACUUCUGCAAGGUGAAUAAGCACCCUGACCCCACCACACUGUGCCUCAUCGCUGCCGAGACCGGGCUCUCCGAGGAGCAGACUCUGAAAUGGUUCAAGCAACGCCUGGCAGAGUGGAGGAAGUCUGAAGGGCUGCCCUCAGAAAGCGGGUCUGUCAGGGACUAGAGGAUGCUGCUCCAGUCCCCUCACCUCUUAUAAAGGAUGGUGAAGCUCUUCAGAGUGGGUUUCCUCGGGGUUCUUCUGUUGCAAUAGGUUUUGCGAUACAAAGUAAUACUCUGCUAUUUAACAUAAAUUUUAUUUAACAUGUACAUAACAAGAAAAAACCCAUUAUAUAUAUAUAUAGGUAUGUGUAUACAACUUUUGACGGCUGAUAACCUGUCUAACGAUUCCAACCCAUUAACAGCAGCUGCACAAGAAAAGGCAAUUUCAUGCCCUUGUCCCAGGCUUGCAGACAAUUUGCCAUGAUACAUGCUCAAAUACAGAAGGAAGAAAUAAAGAUUUGUUUUCCUUACAAUUCCUGGAGGCAAAUUAUGUGUGCUAGCUUUAAGGUACAGAUCAUCCAGAGAGCAGGGCAUCUGGAAAACCAGGUGUGCUGUUCAGGUGACCUGUUUUGGCUCAACAUGCCUGAAUCAGCUCUGGAUGCUGGCAAAGCAAGUCCUACACCAUAAUCAGACCAAGCCAAGCAUCCCUUGAAUGCCUUUUUUACCUUUCUGUUAAAGGUCACCAAAGAGAAAGAACUCAUGGGGUGUUUUGGGAUUUUUCCCAGUGUAAUUAUAAAAACCCAAUGUUUUUUGAUGAGAGGAGGUCUAUUAUGUCCCUGCUUGUGCUCCCUGCCACCGUGACAGGAGGCAGACUCCUUCCGUCUGGAAGGGCAACGUUGCUCCCAGGCAGCCUCAGUGGGCACAGUGGGUUUUCCCUUUGCCACAGGGACAGCCAUGGGCAGCCUCAUCUCCCAGGGCACCCGUGGGUCCGUGCAUGGCAGCCCACACAGCCCCACACACCUCCUAAUCCCUGGGGAGGUAGAGGCUGGUGGUGCUGGGGUUCCCCCACAGCAUGGGGGCUUUAGGAGGAGACCCCAGUCUCCUUCUGGCCAUUCUCAAGCCUGAGGAAUGCAGUUGCACUGAGGCUCUUGCACGAAGUCCAAACUCUCAUCCAUUUUGGCACAGGACAAUGCCUGGUCUAAAAAUAACCAGCACCGUUGCCCAGUGACCUUACCUUGUUCAAAAGGCUGCAGAAGCACUCUACUUAGUGGAUUACUGAAUCAAUUAAUGGAUCCUCUGAUUAAUCCCUUCUGGUUUGUGGUCACCUGUCUCUAUUCCUCUGGAAGGAGAAUCAGCUUAACACAGGGAAGAUUAAAAUAUAUUGUCUCUGAAACUGCCA